AUGGCCAUCAAACCUGAGCCUAUAUCUGGUCUUAUCACGGUUGACAACCAGUAUCUCGACCGAGUAACUAUCCGCCGAAAUAUAAUUGCCGAAUACAAAAACACCGUCCACGGCUGUCUACCCGGUGGAGAGAGUGCUGUUCAUGAGCUCUACUCCUAUCUCUUGACACACCAUCUACCCGCCCGCUUCCCGGAUCUUUUCACUUUCCAAGGUAAAAUAUUUCAUAAUAGAGCAACUGGCAAAUCAUUCCCUACAACUCCACCGCAGGACCCAGAGACGUGUCUCCGGAUACUCGGCGAAACGGUAGAAGAGGAUAUCUUCCUUCUCGAAGAAACGGAGACAACUCAUAGAUGUCUAGCAUUUACUUGCUGUUUUCCGACGGGAUUCGAUCCAUCUUCAAAGCUGGGCUUAGACCUUCAGGGUAUUCAUGGCCCUGUGCCGGCCUAUGAAAAGAUCGGGCCUAGUAUGGAGAGAUUCUUUCGGAAGCUUGAGGUUGGGAAAAGUGUGAAGAGAAUGAAUUGGAAUAUUCAAACUGGUGAUUGUUUAAUCAAUGUGGCGGGGAAUCACAUCAAAGAAGGUGAUGAAUUUGUUGCCGACGAAGAUGUCGAUCAUUCAACGGCCAAUCUUCGAAUCGAGCUUCAAUCUCUGACGCGCCUCCCUGAAACAAAGUUUGUUCUUUUCUGUUUCAAGACUUACCUUUACCCUCUGGCCGAUAUCAAGGCAGAAGGUACUGGUCCAGAGCUUGCCGAUGCCAUUGAGGGCCUCCAAAAGGGUAACGCGCCCGGGAUGUUCAAGUACAAGAGCGCGGUUCGAUGGGGAAGAGCGUAG
Penicillium waksmanii is the source of this 828-nucleotide messenger RNA. Its product is annotated as heme-dependent oxidative N-demethylase family protein. Bases 1 to 828 code for a protein of 275 amino acids. The transcript has 4 exons. Lineage: Eukaryota; Fungi; Ascomycota; Eurotiomycetes; Eurotiales; Aspergillaceae. The record is from RefSeq and is a predicted model, not a curated record.